AUGACUGGUAAUCAGACUACCACGGAAAAACCAAAACUGGUGAAAAUCGUACCUGAGUCUGUAAUUUCGCCGAAACGAGAUAAUCCUAACUUUAUAAGGGAUCGAUAUCGGAACAUUAUCAAGAAGCCAGAAAUGCCCCCGACCUGGAAGAACCGCUUCAGGCAGAAGUAUGACCCGGCCUGGAUGGACUACUGUGACCCCUACCAUUGCAAUGAUUAUCACAAAAUUGCCUGUGGCCUGAACCGCAGGAACAUGAAGUUCAAAUGGUUUCAGAGCGUCUGUCAUCUUAUUCUGAACAAUCAGUGCUCGGAUUUUCGUGGAUUUUUGAAGUACGACCUGAUAGCUGAUAGAUUCUGUCGCGCAUACGUCAUGUUCCUGCGCGCCGGCUGUCCCCUCGCCAGCGAGUGUGAUGAUGAACUGGAUCCUGUGUGUGCUAUGAGCUCCAAGCGCGGCCAUAUUGUGCUGUUCAAGAACCAGUGUUAUAUGGACGCUGUUAACUGUCAAAAUGAGACGUUGACAGAAUACGAACCUGUUUUCAUGGAUUAUUGCAAACAGCCAUUGCUGGAUUCUAUCAAAACGAAGAUUAUAGAAUCUUGAAUAAAUAAAAUUCACACUGAUAA
Messenger RNA from Helicoverpa zea (corn earworm), 620 nucleotides. RefSeq lists its product as uncharacterized. The coding region runs from base 1 to 597 and encodes 198 amino acids. The transcript has 5 exons. The record is from RefSeq and is a predicted model, not a curated record. Lineage: Eukaryota; Metazoa; Arthropoda; Insecta; Lepidoptera; Noctuidae.